This is a messenger RNA of Pelobates fuscus (common spadefoot toad), 5367 nucleotides long. RefSeq names its product trafficking kinesin protein 2 (gene TRAK2). The transcript has 17 exons. Lineage: Eukaryota; Metazoa; Chordata; Amphibia; Anura; Pelobatidae. Gene Ontology annotation, molecular function: myosin binding; GABA receptor binding. Gene Ontology annotation, cellular component: mitochondrion; cytoplasmic vesicle; dendrite. The coding region runs from base 277 to 2997 and encodes 906 amino acids. The record is from RefSeq and is a predicted model, not a curated record. Gene Ontology annotation, biological process: protein targeting; mitochondrion distribution; anterograde axonal transport of mitochondrion.
ACGGGAGACGGGGAGCAGCCGGUGAAAUGCUGCGUCUCCAGGAGAGGUAGAGUAAACCUGAUACCAACAUGAUCACUCAAUAUCUCUGGCACCAUAGAUCGGAAGAAUUGUACAACCAAAUAUAUCCACUGCAGAAACAACCACAACCAAACUGAGCACGCUUCUUGUACUUCACUCAUCUGUAAAACACAAACGGCAAAGAGGAUCAAAGUGCACUAAAAUAGAUGCAGAUUUAAUGGUUACAAAACCAGCUGUCUGGAGGCUGAAGAUAACCCCAUGAAUAUCUACCACGGAAACAUUACAUCUAGCAAUGAUGUCUAUCCCAGUGAGGUUGAUCCAGAGAUGGAACUGGUUAAUAUGUUAGAAGAUGAGCUGCCGCAAUACAAGUUACGAGUAGACUCACUCUAUCUCUAUGACCAACAAGAAUGGAUCCAGUCACCAACACACCAAACCAAGGGCCUUGGCAGCCUGUCUCCUGUGUUGUCCGAGGAGACCUUCCGUUACAUGACUUUUGUUGAUCUACCUUCCUGUUCGUUGGAUGAGUCUUACAAAUCCAGCCAGUGUCCUCAAGUUCUUGGUUCGGAAACAGCAGACCAGAUGACCAUGGGUUUCAACGACCGAGAUAUGCUAAACCAUCGGCUAGCAGAGAGAGACAAGGACCUAGAACUGGCAGCUCACAUUGGGCAGGCUCUUUUGAAAAGGAACCACAUGUUGGUGAAGCAGAAUGAGUAUUUGGAGGAACAACUGACAAAUGCACUGGACCAUGUCAAUCAACUCCAGCACGAAUUAUCUAAAAAAGAAGACCUACUCCGUGUGGUCUCCAUUGCUUCAGAGGAGAGUGAAACUGACUCCAGUUGCUCUACCCCAUUGCGUUCCAAUGACUCAUUCACCCUGACACAUGGCCUGCUCCAGCUAGACAACCUGCAUGGGAAACUCAAGGAACUGGAGGAAGAGAAUCUUGCCCUACGCUCACAGGCGACACACCUGAAAACAGAAACUAUAACAUAUGAAGAAAAAGAGCAUCAAUUGGUGAUCGACUGCGUUAAACAAAUAAGCGAAACCAACCAUCAGAUUGAACAGCUGACUGAUGAGUUGUCCAGUAAGUCUGAAGCAAUAGUACAAUACCAGGAGCAGAUCUCUACUCUUCUAGCUGAGAUUGUUGACCUUCAGCACAAAUUAAGAGAGAGCGCUAUAGAGAAGGAGGAGCUAAGGAUACACCUGCAGGCAUCUAAGGAAGCUCAGAGGCAACUGACUGCUGAGCUGCAUGAGUUGCAAGACCGCAAUGCAGAAUGCCAAGGGAUGCUUCAAGAAUCUCGGGAAGAAUUGAAAAUGCUGAAAUGCAAAGCCAGCCCCUCUGCACUUCUCAGGCGUCCUCAGUCCUGCAGUGUGUUUCCAGUGGAUUCCCUGGCGGCUGAAAUUGAGGGCACCAUGAGGAGACAGCUUAGUUUGGAUGAAGAGUCGAACUUUGGGGAAAGAAGGGCCCAGCCAAAACGUGUAUUCGAUACCGUAAAGGUUGCAAAUGAGCUUCGCACCAGAUCUUCCACACUUCCUCUUCCUUUGCCAAUUCCAGGCUCAAACCAAUCCGGUGUAGUGAUGACCCCUUUGCCUUUCCAAUCUGUUACGAAAGUAGAGCAGAAGGAAGAUGUGACAAAGAGCCAGCAAUCUAAAAAUAGUAGAAAUUCUGGUACUCAGGAAGACCAUGCUUUGGAAACUGCCAUUCACAGACUGCACCUGCGGCGGCAGAAUUACCUGAGUGAGAAGCAGUUUUUUCGGGAUGAGCGUGAGAGGAAACUGAGGUUUCUAGAGGAUGAGUGGGACAGCAGUGGCUGCAGUACUCCAACUGGAAGUGUCCUCUCCAUGGCAACUCACUACUCGGACAUCACAGACUGCUCUGCUACCUCAAGUACCUUGCGCAGCUUGCUGCCAGAGAAGUUACAGAUUGUCAAACCUAUUGAAGGCUCUCAGACUCUCCAUCAGUGGCAACAGUUGGCUCAGCCUAAUUUGGGUACCAUCUUGGAUCCACGUCCCGGUGUUCUGACCAAAGGCUUCAAGCCCCUACCAGAGGAUGCUGAAUAUCACCUUUGUGACCUGGAGGAGGAUGAAAAAGAGGAGGAUGACGAAGAAGGGAUAACGUUUCAAGUACAGAAAAGGGAAGAAGAUGUGCCAAAUCCAUCAUUAAAUAUAUUUCUGCCACCCAUCUGUGUGUCUUCAGCCCCAAGUUCUGCCUCAAACCCUGGCAAAUGCCACUGUGGCACAUUCUCCACAUUCACUUUUACCACCUGCCGUAUCCUCCAUCCGUCAGACAUCACUCAGGUUACCCCCAGCUCCAUGUACACUCCUUCAUCUUUUGGCAUCAGCAAUACUUGUUCCACCAGCACAAUGGUUAGUUCCCCUGCUAUGUCAUGUCGACUGAGUGUAGGAGAAUCUCCCAGCAAAGGACAAGAGCCUGCAAACAACUUGAGCAGCAAAAGUAACUUGGCCAAACUCCUGCAGGAACAAGGGAUAUCUGCCAAGGGGAACAGCGACCUUGCCAUAGGGAAACCACAACUUGACAAACUAACUCUACCCUCAACCCCACCCAAUUCACCCUCCCAUUCUCCAUGUCCAUCCCCUUUGAAAUUUGAGUUGCGUGCAAAUCCAUCAGAAAGUUUCUUAGCUGUUUCCAGACCAGCUGAGAGCUUUUUGCAGGAAGUAUAUGGUUUAAAACCUACUAGGAACCAGCCUGAUCUGGGACAGUUGAAAAUGAACUUGGUAGAAAGACUGAAAAGAUUGGGCAUUGCAAGAGUGGUGAACCAAAUGAGCAACAGCGCCCAAGAAGAAAGUUCAACAUUACGUAACGGGAUGAAGCGACAAGAGUCUGCUGUGUUUGUUACCCCAAGCAGUAGUUUGUUGGGGGGGCUAAGGCGGAACCAGAGUCUUCCCGCUUUAAUUGGGGGCAUGGUACCUCAGGUAUCUACAUCUUCUCCAAAAAUGGGUAGCUUGAAGGAAGAUUGCUGAUAAGAUUGCAAUUUGCUUUUAAUUGUCCACUGUGUCGGAGUUUGGUAAAGGAAAGUUGUUGAAGGUUUGAGCAUGUAGAAAAGAAGAAGAAGAAUUGAUGGUACAGGAAGAUUUUUUUAUUUAAUUUUUCUAAAGGAUCAAGAAUUUAGGAAAAUGUUGAAUGAAGCACAAGUAGGAGAUAAGUUAAAGGGUUCUAAUAAGGUUUAUUAAAUGUGAGGAUAGAGAAAUCUUGGUAUAGAACUGUCGUAAGCAAAGUUAAAGAGUUUGAAAUGAAAAUAUAGGCGUGCACAAUGUGCUAGAACCUAUUUUAAAAAGUUGCCACUGAAAUAUCCAGUAAAAUAAACAAAAAUUAAACAGUGGAAUGUCCUAAGAGGACAGUGGAAGAUAAAUGUAAGUGGAACUUCAAAUACCUUGUAGAGUGUAAUUGAAGUAAGAUAGAUAGAUGCAUUUAGCACACUUUGGACCAAAACUAUGUUACAUGAAGUGUUAGCCGUUAAUAAAGAAAAGUAAAAUAUGGUAAACACACAUUGUUAUACCACUUUUGAAGUCUGGAUAGCUUUAAUGGUUGUGUAGUUAUUCAGUAAAAUAAAUAGUUAAUAAAAAUACAGCAAACAAAAAGAAAAUCUAUAUCCUCAUGUGAGAAUACAUUCAAAAUAUGCAUUGGAGGAAAUAGCCACUUGUUCAUGCCUCGUAAUGUGGUGUAGUUACACUAAGGUUAAAUGUUUGGGGUUCUUUUUGUGCUGGGAGGAAUGAGUAAGCUAAGACCCUCUGUUCCCUGAGGGUUAUGGGAAUAUUAAUCUUGCCAGUUGUUGGUCCCAUGAUAUACGUAUUACGUGGGCAACAUUCAUAAAGACUAUGAUAGAUGAUAGGUGGAUACGAAUACCCAAUAUAAUGUAUUGCCUCUUGAGCAAAGGUAAUUUUUAAAAAAUGGUUUAGGUAAAAAUCUUGUAUGAUGAUAAAGCACAAUGGUUUCUUAAAAUAAUUUACAGCAAGAAGUGCAUUAGAUUGCUUGUCUUGUGGCAUUCAAUUGAGAAUUGCAGGUGCCCUAGGAUAUCACUGUCUUACAGUGCAGACGAGCUGGGUUGUGAAUUUCAAUAUAGUUAAAAAAAAAUUAAAUGAGAAAUAAAGCAACCCAUUUUAAAUCUGCAUUAAAGACGUCUGUGAUGAUUAAAAAAAUCAAGUGUGGGAGAGGAUAUAUGGUCGUUCAAUGAAGCUGUUUCGGCCUUGCCUGCACUAUUCCUUGGUUUGAGUGAAGGAAUUAUUUGUAUUGCUGACAUUAUCGGGUCUCGCAGUGUUUUUGUUUUGAAUUUUAUCAGCCUAUUGAUCUGUACCCUUUGUAAUCUUGUGCAAAACAACCCUGUGCAAUAUAUCAAAUCCCUCCGCCUAUGUACAUUUCUGUAAAUAUUAACCAGAAAGUAAACUUUCUUUAGUGCCGUGUGUAGAGCUAAUGCAGAAAUAAUCUUUGUGACUGUAUUUCUCUUCUAACAAACUAUUGCUAUUGUUGGUGUGUCAACAAAGUGAAAACGGAAACCUGGGGCAAAAUGGGUUUGAACCUAGACGCAUGCAAUAUAUGUAUAUUUACUUUUUAACUGUGUUGUAUGUUCUGUUCAGUUCUGGCUGUUUUAUCUUGACAUUGACAUCCAGUGAUGAGUGAGUGGUGCAAGAAUGCCAAAGAGCAACAACUUUUACUCUCUGGUAUUAUGUAUUUCAAGUUAUAUAACUGACUUUAAAGAAAAACUAUUAAUGCCUUCCUGAUUGGCUCGUAGCUUUAUUUUUAUUUUUUUUCUCCCAUUUGAUAAUGUUAGAUAUUUGAUAAUGGUGUGAGAUACCUGAUAUCACUGCCUUAGUAGCCUGAAACCUCAGUAUUCUGGUAUAUUAAAGGUAUUUUCUUUUUGAAAUUUGACCCCUUUUUUAAAAUGUAAUUAUAUAGCUAAUGCGUUAAAAUAUUGGCAUAAAAUAGAAAUCAAUAUUUACCUUAAGAACCGGCCAUUACUGUUUAGUGAACUCGGCUGUAAUUUUUUUAGCAUGGGCUGUGCUGCAGAUCUUUCUUCUGAGAGUGAUAACAUUGAUAUAAGCAACACAGAACUAAAUGUUCUGAGCUGCUUGAUUAACAGCUCCAGUAUUUCUUUUUUGUUUAACGGCAACAAUUUUUAGAAAUUGCUGCUCCUAUAGCCAACUGCUAGUUAUCAGCAUAGGCUUGGAGUUCUCUAAUAUUGCAGGGUGACUUUUGUGUUAGACUGAGUAUUUAACUCUUUUUAGGAAAGACAACUGAGCAUCAAAUUUGAAAAAAAAUAAAAUAAAAAAUUACUACUAUAAACUGGCACUUACCACCAUGUAAAACCUCACUGUGAUACAGUAUUUAGCACUUUU